Annulohypoxylon truncatum is the source of this 3717-nucleotide messenger RNA. Its product is annotated as CNH-domain-containing protein. NCBI's taxonomy places the organism in Eukaryota, Fungi, Ascomycota, Sordariomycetes, Xylariales, Hypoxylaceae. The transcript has 4 exons. Gene Ontology annotation, biological process: intracellular signal transduction. Gene Ontology annotation, molecular function: guanyl-nucleotide exchange factor activity. The coding region runs from base 1 to 3717 and encodes 1238 amino acids. The record is from RefSeq and is a predicted model, not a curated record.
AUGGCUGAUUAUCAGUACGAUCAACGCCGAUACGGCCCAGCAUCUAACAACCAGCGAGAUGCUGCCUUUUCCAAUAUCUUUGGUUCUCAUCCCCCACCCGGUCGAACUGGCACCAUGACCUCGACUUCCCCGAAUAUGCCGCCGCAAGAUGGAAGAACCCAGACGAUGUCAUCUAUCUCUUCCAACAUGUCCGAUAUGCAGCGCCGGCCCCCUCCGCGACCCCAGCGGGCAGGAGGCUACGAAGAGGCCGUAGCACCGCGAACUAGGACUAUGGAUACGAGUAUCGCGAACGGAUAUUAUCAAAGCCAACGCAAUCCAUCUGGAGGUUACCCUCAGGGGCAAGGUCAAUAUGGGAGGCCGCCGAUGCCCCCUGGACCGAACCAAAGACCUUAUCCUGGCCCGCCUCCGCAAGGCCCGCCGCAAGGACCUCCUCGGUUCGAAUCGAGAGGGCCGCCUCCGUCCGGUUAUCCUCCGCGAAAUCCAGCACCAAGAUAUUAUCAAGGCGGACCCGGUCCAGCCCCUGCUAUGCGUGACGAUCCUUAUCGCUCUCAAUCUCUCGCAAGCAUGCCCCGUCAACCUAUGUAUCAGCCGCCGCCCGGUUCUUACCAAUCUCCUCAAAAUAACUAUAGGCCUUCCCCGAAUAACCCUAUGUCUCGAACAACGGCACAAGGUCGAGUGGUUCCCGAACGUCACGAUGACCGAUCAAUGUCUAUGACUGGCUACCCUCCGGAACGCGAUGCUCACCAGAUGAUGAGCGGCCGAGUAAUCCCCAAUCGCUCGAGGGCUCCCUCAAAUGAGGCGCCUACGAUGAAUGGUAACGGAUAUCCUGGAUACAAUGGGUAUGCUCCUGCCCCUGGGAGCGCAACAAGAACCAUGAGCAUGGCCUCGUCAACCGUUACAGGCGACCACAGUCGUACCAUGUCCAUGGCUAGUACUAUUGUGCCGGAGAAUUCUGAGCAGGCUCGUCAGCAGCUGGCGCAACAGUCGCAACAGCCGCAACAGUUAGUGCAUCGGCCCUCUAUAUCUUCUAGAUCGAUUGACGGCGAACGACCUCCUACGGCCAAGAUCCGACCACCCUUAGUAUACCCUGCACUUCUCUCAAGGGUCGCUGAAUGUUUCCGGCAGAAGAUCAUUACGGGCGAGCGAACGAAAAACGAGUUGACGUACAAGAAUGCUUUCAGCGGUUCCGAGGCCGUCGAUGUUCUAUCGUAUAUCAUCAGGACUACUGACAGGAACUUAGCUUUGCUCCUAGGUCGAGCCCUUGAUGCGCAGAAGUUCUUUCACGAUGUUACUUACGAGCACCGAUUACGAGACUCGCAGUCUGAGAUGUACCAGUUCAGGGAGACGCUAAUGGAUGAACCGGAGGAGAAGCACCCGGUUAAUGGUGUAUUCGUCUUGCUAUCUGAAUGUUAUUCCCCGACUUGUACAAGGGACCAGCUGUGUUAUUCAAUUGCAUGCCCCAGAAGAUUGGAGCAGGUAUCUCGACUAAAUCUCAAGCCCCAGGUGGGAUUAAGAAAGGAUCAAGAUGCUACCAUCAACGAUGACGCGGACCAGACCGACGAGCAAAAGCUCUGGAUCAACACCGUCCCCAAGGAGAUUGCCGAAAGUGUCGGCGACAGAGAAAAGAAGAGACAAGAAGUCAUCUCUGAAAUUUGCUACACCGAAAGAGACUUCGUCAAGGAUCUCGAGUAUCUUAGGGAUUUCUGGAUAUUGCCGCUGCGCUCGAAAGGAUCGCCAAUUCCUGCCCCGAGAAGGGACAAGGUUGUCCAGAAUAUUUUCAGCAAUAUCAUCGACCAUCCAAGCAUACAUUCAGUCAGUUCUAGGUUUGCGAAGGCUCUAACAGAAAGGCAACAAAAGAACCCUGUGGUGAGGAACCUAGGCGAUAUUUUCCUGGAGAUUGUCCCUCAGUUCGAACCUUUUAUUCUGUACGGUUCCAAGCAGCUGGAGGCCAAGUUCGAGUUCGAGAACGAGCGAUCCAGCAACCCUUACUUUUCUAAAUUCGUCGAAGAGAUCGAAAGGAGGAAGGAAUCAAGAAAGCUUGAAUUGAACGGUUAUCUGACAAAACCCACGACCAGAUUGGCUCGUUAUCCGCUACUACUAGAGAACGUCUUGAAGUACACGGAAGAUGGAAACCCUGAUAAGGACGAUAUUCCGAAGGUUCUAGUCAUGAUCCGUGACUUGCUAAGCAGAGUCAACGCCGAGUCUGGCAAAGCUGAGAACCGGUUCAAUCUACGUCGUCUACAUGAACAGCUGAAAUUCCGACCUGCUGAUCGUGUUGACCUCAAGCUAACAGAAGAUGGACGCGAGUUGGUUUUCAAGACCCAAUUCAAGAAGACGCCAACGGAUCCCACCGAUAUCACGGCCUUCCUAUUCGACCACGCUGUUCUUUUAGUACGAAUAAAACAAGUUGGCAAAGGGGAAGAAGUGAAGGCUUAUAGGAGACCGAUCCCGUUGGAGCUGCUUUCCAUCAAGGAGAUGGACGAGGUCAUUCCCCAGUCGGGCGUAAAACGAGCUUCUUCCAAUCUACCAUUCCGCGGCAAGGAUAAUGAUAAAAAGGCCCCAGAAGGAUGGCCCAUCACUUUCCGUCACUUAGGCAAGAAUUACUACGAGCAAGUUUUGUAUGCUUCGAAUCAGACGGCAAGGAAAAAGUGGUUAGAAUUCAUCGAUUCAGCUCAACAACGCCUCCGAGCACGGGCCGACUUCUUCAACGUCAACACCCUCUCUUCUGGUUUCUUCCAGUCUGGCAAUCUAGUCAACACUGUUACGCCUUUCGAUGGCGGUCGUAAACUCAUAUACGGCACAGAUCAUGGCAUCUACGUUUCGGACCGAAAGGUUAAGGACCAGGUUCCUAAGCGUGUCAUCGAAGCACAACACGUUACUCAGGUUGACGUAUUGGAAGAAUACGGUCUCGUGCUAGUGCUAUCGAACAAGACGAUGUCAUCGUACUCACUUUCGGCCCUAGAUCCGAAUGAGCCAGCACUUGCGAAGAGACCAAAGAAGAUCCAAAGUAACUGCAAUUUCUUCAAGACGGGUAUCUGUCUAGGUCGGCAUCUAGUCUGUUGCGUCAAGUCUAGUGCGCUUUCGACAACGAUUAAGGUGUACGAGCCCAACGAUUCAAUGUCCAAGGGUAAGAAACAGAAGGGUUUCGGUAAGAUGUUCAACGCUGGCCAAGACGAGUUGAAGGCCUUCAAGGAAUUUUACAUCCCGACUGAAUCGUCGUCUGUUCACUUCCUCAAGAGCAAGCUCUGUGUGGCAUGUGCCAGAGGUUUCGAGGUCGUUUCGCUCGAAACGCUCGAAACGCAAUCGUUGCUGGACCAGGCCGACACCUCGCUUGAUUUUGUUGCAAGAAAGGAGGGUGUGAAACCGAUCCACAUAGAACGUCUUAACGGAGAGUUCUUACUUAACUACUCGGAGUUCUCGUUCUUCGUCAAUAGGAAUGGUUGGAGGGCGAGACCAGAGUGGCGGAUUGACUGGGAGGGGACACCGCAAGCAUUUGCGCUGUCUUACCCGUGGAUCCUGGCGUUCGAGCCCAACUUUAUUGAGCUUAGGAAUAUCGAAAGCGGUGCAGUCCACAUUGUUCCGCAUAAGAACAUCCGGAUGCUGCACAGUAGCACGCACGAGAUCUUGUUUGCAUACGAAGACGAAGCUGGUGGCGACAUUAUCGCUGCUCUCGACUUCUGGAAAAGCACUCGAAAGUCGGAGCUGCUUGCUCCAUGA